Molecule: messenger RNA, 1856 nt
Organism: Carassius auratus (goldfish)
Lineage: Eukaryota; Metazoa; Chordata; Actinopteri; Cypriniformes; Cyprinidae
Product: plasmalemma vesicle-associated protein-like
Exons: 5
Coding region: 168-1346 (392 amino acids)
Biological process (GO): regulation of vascular permeability; positive regulation of cellular extravasation
Source: RefSeq, a predicted model, not a curated record
CUUUUCUGGGGAGGGUCCGGAAAGAGUCACAGCACUGGAAGUGUGUCUUAUAAACACAGCUCCCUCUCCGAGUCCUGGCAGAAGUGUAACCUCUGACCAUUCAUAACAAACCUUUAGUAUCACAGCCAUCUGAAGUUCUGUCUCAUUCCCACAGCCGGACCUCAGAGAUGUACAACAGCAGCUACUCCCGCGCCACUGUGGGACUGGAGACCAAAAAGAUCCACAAGGCGAAGAAGGGGAAAAGCUGCGGCUACUACAUGAGGAUCCUCUUCUUCUUCUCGUCUCUGAUCCAGUCCCUCAUCAUCGUCAGUUUGGUGCUCUUCCUCGUGUACGGCCAGCCAGAGAAGACGGCCGAGGAGAAGAGAGUGGAAGAGCUGGAGCUGGCCUUCAACAAGAUCUCUGGAGACAACACCAAACUCAGAAAAGACAACGCUGACCUCACCGGUUCCCUCAAAGCAAAGACUGGAGAGAAGGAAGCGGCGGAUAAAGAGAUAACAAAGCUGAAAAAUGACUUAACGAUCAAGACCAGUAGCUUUCAGAAGUCACUCGCUGCUUGUGAGGCCAGUAAAGCAAAGGUCCUAAGCACUCGAAAUCCUCCACCUUCAUGUCCACCAAGCAACAACAAUCAGAAUGGUGAAAUAAAAACUCUAAACAGUGCUCUGCAACAGCAGAGAGAACUAUAUGGAAUCCUUAUGAGUAACUUCAGCCAAACGACGAAGUACCUUAAAAUAGACUUGGACAAUGCAGUGAAGGAGAAAAAUGAACAUCACAGCCAGGUGACACAACUGAGGAAAGAAAACAUGAACUUGAAAUCCCAGCUUGACUUGUACACCAAGAAAUGCAAAGAAGACUUUGCAGAGUCCCUCAAAGGCAUCCAGACGGUCACAAGUGCCUUCCUGACCAAAAUCGACAACUUCUUCACCCACUCGGUCACGUUUCACCUCACCUGCACGAAACAGGAAGAGCAGAUGGGAAGGAUUCGCUCCAACUGCACCAGUCUCUCUCGACAGGUGGAGGACAAGUUCCAGAGCUACCUGGACAUCGUGGGAGCGAAGGUCUCCAGCAUUCAGAAACAGAGCAGCCGGUUGGAAGUAGAGAACGUGGAACUGACUUCAGAACUGGACAAGUGCAAAGCGGAUCAGAAGAAAGAGGCUGCGGAGAGCAGCAAAAAACUGCAGGAUGCCCAACAGAAGUAUGACAGGGAGCAGAAGCAGCUUCUCGAGGAGAAAAGCAGACUGAGGAGCGACAAAGAGCAACUCGAAGUCCAGCUGCGAAACGGCUGCACACAACAGCUCAAACCUGCUGGUCAACCCCCUGGCAUGGCCACAUCUGGAAGGGGCCGUUAACCACUAAAGGCUGGGUGUGGAGAAGGGAGUGAUCUGAAUCUCAAGGCCGGACUCUGAGUGUCUUGUGUGUGGGAGUUUCCUGAUUUUGAGCCUGUGAUCUCUUCUGUAAAUACUGUUGUCACUGUGGAUCCCUGUAAAUGUACGUGCACUCUAAUGUUAAGUUCUUUGUAUAGUUGUAUUUAAGCAUCAUGAGCUGUGAGCUUGCAUGACAUGAUAUAUCUACUUCAUCUAGGUCUCAGUUAUUUAGAGUGGUGCAGACCUAAAAAUGUGAGACUGCCUUUCUACAAAGCACACAGUUAAUAUUAAAUACACGACUUUGUUAAAUACUGAGAGAAUCUGAUUCUGUGAAACCUCGUGAUGUAUAUAAUGCUCUUUACACAUUAAUUGUGUUACAGUGAUUGUUCGAACCAGUUUUAAUGUCCUUUUUACUGUUUGUGUUUUCUAAAUAUUUUGUUCUUUCUAAUAUGUUGAUCAGUCUGUUUUGAAUAAAUAAACACUCAUCAAAAUCAA